Messenger RNA from Condylura cristata (star-nosed mole), 475 nucleotides. It is a transcript of the gene BORCS8, whose product is annotated as MEF2B neighbor. Lineage: Eukaryota; Metazoa; Chordata; Mammalia; Eulipotyphla; Talpidae. The record is from RefSeq and is a predicted model, not a curated record. Bases 76 to 435 code for a protein of 119 amino acids. The transcript has 5 exons. Gene Ontology annotation, cellular component: BORC complex.
CGGGGAAGGUUUAGUCGGAGAUCCCCACUCCACAGUUUCAGUUCCGGUCCUCAGGUUCCCCGGGCCGUGGUCGCCAUGGAGGAACCGGAGAUGCAACUCAAGGGAAAGAAAGUCACAGACAAGUUCACGGAGAGCGUCUAUGUCCUCGCCAAUGAGCCGUCUGUGGCCCUGUAUCGGCUGCAGGAGCAUGUGCGCCGCUCUCUGCCUGAGUUGGCCCAGCAUAAGGCUGACAUGCAGCGGUGGGAGGAGCAAAGCCAAGGAGCUAUCUACACCGUGGAGUAUGCCUGCAGUGCGGUGAAGAAUCUUGUUGACAGCAGCAUCUACUUCCGAAGUGUGGAAGGACUCCUCAAACAGGCCAUCAGCAUCCGAGACCACAUGAACACCACUGCCCAGGGCCACAGCCCUGAGGACCCACCCUCUCCCUCCUCAGACUGAUCCCAGAAGACUUGGAGGUGCUCCAGCCCCUCUGACCAGG